Molecule: messenger RNA, 3848 nt
Organism: Triplophysa rosa
Lineage: Eukaryota; Metazoa; Chordata; Actinopteri; Cypriniformes; Nemacheilidae
Gene: arrdc3a
Product: arrestin domain containing 3a
Exons: 8
Coding region: 237-1481 (414 amino acids)
Biological process (GO): protein transport
Cellular component (GO): cytoplasm
Source: RefSeq, a predicted model, not a curated record
CACACGAGCAGCGCUUAAAGUGAGCCGGGUGGCGAAUUUUCGCCGUCUUUCAUUGCAGACCGUCAAACCUUCACCGAGACGCGAUAACAGCAUUUGCUGUUAUUCAGCUCUCGCAUCCUAAUGACACUAUCCAGUGUUAACUCUAGCUUUGUUCAUAGAAGAUUAUUUUGAUAGACUGCGCGAAGGUAUUUUUUUUUAUUCCUAUAGAUGAUUGUACAUUUUAUUUUGUUGCCACCAUGGUGCUAGGAAAGGUAAAGAGCUUCAUUAUAAGCUACGACUGUCUAAAUGACAGCAAUGUACCUGUUUUCUCAAGUGGGGACUCAGUCUCAGGAAGAGUAAUUAUCGAAGUUACCGGGGAGAUUCGUGUAAAGUCACUUAAUUUUAAUGCAAAAGGAUUUGCAAAAGUUCGUUGGACAGAAUCACGAAAUGCUGGAUCCAAUACUGCCUACACACAAAAUUAUACAGAGGAAGUGGAAUAUCUCAAUCAUAGAGACAUCCUUAUUGGUCAUGAAAGAGAUGACAAUAACUCCGAAGAGGGACUAACCACUAUUCAUUCAGGAAGACAUGAGUAUGCAUUCAGCUUUGAGAUUCCACAAACACCGCUGGCUACUUCGUUUGAAGGAAAGCACGGCAGUGUGCGCUACUGGGUGAAGGCUGAGCUGCACAGGCCGUGGCUUCUGCCCAUGAAGACCAAGAAAGAGUUUACUGUCUUUGAACACAUUGACAUCAACACUCCUCUCUUGCUGUCCCCCCAAGCGGGCAGUAAAGAAAAGACACUAUGCUGCUGGUUUUGCACCUCAGGUCCAAUCUCUUUAAGUGCCAAAAUUGAACGGAAGGGUUAUACUCCAGGAGAGUCCAUACAGAUCUUUGCUGAAAUUGAAAACUGCUCUUCGCGUAUGGUUGUGCCAAAGGCUGCCAUUUACCAAACACAGACCUUCUAUGCCAAAGGGAAGAUGAAGGAGAUCAAGCAAUUAGUGGCCAACAUCCGAGGGGAGUCUCUGUCUUCUAGCAAGACUGAGACUUGGAAUGGAAAGAUGUUGAAAAUCCCCCCUGUUUCACCCUCCAUUCUAGACUGCAGUAUCGUAAGAGUGGAGUACUCACUCAUGGUGUAUGUGGACAUCCCCGGUGCCAUGAAUCUGUCCAUCAACAUGCCCCUGGUGAUUGGCACCAUCCCACUCCACCCAUUCGGUAGCCGUACCUCCUCUGUCAGCAGCCAGUGCAGCAUGACCAUGAGUUGGUUAAGCAUGACUCUUCCAGAGAGGCUUGAAGCUCCACCAGCCUAUGCAGAGAUAGUAACAGAAGAGCAGCGACAGGGCUGUCUGGAAGUGUCCUCAGGCCGGGAGAACUUUGAUGGCCCACUAUUCGCCUACAUCCAGGAGUUCCGCUUCAGACCUCCUCCACCCUACUCUGAGAUUGAUCCACAUCCAGAUGAAGCUAUGUCAGCUGUAGAGCAGAGACUUCACACCUGCCCAUCACGCUGAGAAAUGCAUGAAACGAGUCUAAAGCAGUUGGGCUUUAUGAGCUUUCAUAGUUGUUUGUCUCUCUGUGACAGCAUUUGUUCACUUUGCUGGCACCACUGAGAGAAAACAAACUGGGAAAUGGGAAAAUCCUGAAGGAUGCAGGAAGUCACUGGCAAAUUGCUGCCAGCCCAACCCGGAGAUUCACAGACACAAAAGCUUGUCUGUGUCAUGCCCCUGUGGAUGGGACACACCUUGUCUGAUAAGUCCUGCAGAGCUUUGUCAUAGUAGUUACGUUGCUAAUGUUUUUCUGUCAGGGUUGACAAAGAACAGCAUAACAGACCAUUUCCAAGAAGAGAAAUGUAGGAAAACACUACAACUACAGCCACUCACAGUACAACUGAGAGAAACUAAUCAUCGUAUUCUUGCCUCUGUUCAUUUUUGCACAUUUGUUUUCCUCACUUGAGUUGCGACUCGCUGAUAUAUAUUUUUUAUUUCAGUGUGCAGCCUCUCGCUUUGUUGGACCUAGUUGUUGGAGUAGUCUUUUUUAUCCACACAACUUAUCCACACAACUUAUGAACAACGCAGAGAAAAGAUUAGGAGGAGAAAGAUUUUAAUGACUGAUGUAAUGCACUGAUUUUGUUUAAGCUCUUUUGAGGUUUAACGUGUUUCCUCCUGGGCACACAGACAAUAAUCUUGUGCUUGGUAACAGACCAUAUGAAGGCACUUUGCAACAUUGCCUCAAUAACUCGUGUUGAUUUUUUUUCUUCUCUUUUUUGCAUGUUCACUUUAUUUUAGAUUCUACAGUUAGAAUACCUUUAAGCCAAACAUGGUUUGCUCUUUGUUACAAUGGUUUGUGCUAGAGAAGCAGUCCAACUCUUGCUAGCCAUGUGUGAGCUCAGAGUGGAGCAAUAGGCAGGCUGCUCUCGAACAUCCUAAAGAGUUUGUAGAAUAUAGCAGUGCAGGUUUCUGUUUAGCCUGUGUUUGAACAAAUGCACUCUCAGGCGAUCUCAUUCUCCAAAUGAUGAAAAUACUAAAUGGUGUGGACUAUAUGUUCUUCUGCACUGUUUAAGUUAGGUAAAGUAUAAAAAGAAAUCUGAUCCGAUAUUCAAAAACAGAUUAAGAGAAGAGUUGCAAGGCAGCUUUCAAUGACUAAUGGCAUUCCUUUUUGUCCUGCUUGUCCUGCUGCAGGCCCCAUUUGUCUCUGUGUCUGUGUCUAUGUUUCCUAUUCAUAUAUUACAUUAUAAAUGUCUCAUCAGACCAGUGAAACUAGAUAUGAUGGAGAAACUUAAGAAAUGAGCUAGAAAUUGGAAAGUACCCCAGGAAUGACACAAACACUUAAAAAGCCAAGCUGUAAAGCUAGAGGACUCUGGAUUUUGGCUCAAGUACUAUUUCGUAUAUUGUUGAAAUGAGUUGUACAUUUGUUUUUAAAACUCAUUAAGCUAGCAAUGUUUCCUAGGGGCAGAACAUACUUGACCUUGCUUAAGCACUUUUAUACUGAGUUGAAGCUAUAAAUGCAUAUCUUGGUUGAGGUCUGGAGAAUGUGACAUUCCACUAUUAAACAAGAUAGAUGUUUUAAACUGUUUUUGGCCUGCUUAACAAGCAUAGUGGGAUAAGUUUGUGUGUUAAGUGCAGUUUAUGAUUCACCAAGUUUUUAAAUCACUGCAAAGUGGUCUUAAAAGUGACCUUCAUUGAGUACUUAACAUGCUAUCAUCUUUGUUAACCUUACUAAUCAUCCUGUUGUUUUCAGUCUUUAAGUACUGUUUAGUUUCAAUGGACAAAAAAAGAAAGUCAAAGGUCCUUCAAAGCGAGCAUUGAUUGUUUGACAUGCCAGGUUUACAGUAAAUUAUGUUUUCAGUUAUAGGAUUUGAUGAGAACUAUGGGCAUUCAUGUUUGUUUUUCCAGACGAAGAGUCUUAAACAGCUCUGGUCCACUUAUCUCAAUUAUUAUGGGAACAAUGCUGUAACACCCUAAAGUAGUACUGUAGGUAAUCCUGAUAAUUCAAGAUAAUUAUACACAGAAGAAUUACCUACUGAAGUGUUUUUAAAAUAAAUAGAAAUGGCCACCAUUGAAGGAAUAAGCUUAAACACAAAAAGAUCAUUGUCAUUUCGGUGGUCCAACACUUGGCCUUUAUUGUAGUCUAUGUUCAAGCUUAACUCUUGACACCUGUGGUGGGAAUAUGGUAUGUUACAGAGAUGAUGUGCAAUAUUUCUUGUUUGAGUUCAUUUGGUCUCUGUGGUCUUUUUAUGUCUUGUUUCAUUCUUUCAUUUCAGUGAUUUAUUAUGUGAUGUUAUUAUAAUUGAAAAUAUAUGUUCCUAAUUGUUUUAACUUCUGUCUUAGUUCUUCCUUGAAAAUAAACAAACCUCCAAAAUAUAUAUAACUUUUGUUGUU